AUGCCACAAUUUGAAAAUGUACAAGAUAGAAUCGAUUCAUAUCCCCAGACAUGGAAAGAUGAAAAUUCUGAAUGUGUUCAAAGUAUUAGCGCUGCAGGCUUUCUUUACACGGGAUUUGGAGAAACAUGGCGUUGCUUUUAUUGUGGAUGUGUAUUGACAAAUAUUUGUCAACAAGGACUUCCUCUAGCUACACAUGCAGCCAGAUACCCAACAUGCAGAUAUGUAAGAAGUAAUUUAACAGACGAUGAAAUAACAGAAGCAAUAGUAGAUUUUAAGGUUACCGACAAAAAGUCGAAAAUUGCCGAAGCAGUAAAAGAUAAAUUUCAAGUCCUUUAUACCCGAAUAAGAACUUUCGAGUCAUAUGCAAGUAAAAACGAUCAAACUGAUAUUGACAUAUAUGGAUUAGCUGUAGCAGGAUUUUAUUAUAUUGGACUCGAAAACAUUGUUCAGUGUUUUCAAUGUAGUGUGAGAUUUUACGGAAUACUCAGCGAUCAAAGUCCUUGGAGUAUGCACGCAUCACUUUCACCAACAUGUGCGUAUGUAAUCAAAGAAAAGGGGAACUACUUUCUAAAGGAACUUCAGACAGCAAAAGAUCAAACAUUGAAUUCAGAUUACACGGUAAUAACAUUUAUAAGAAAAACUUGUGAUAGUCCAAAACGACGAGAGUGGCCAAAGAAUUUAUUUCGACCAUGGUGUUACUGA
Messenger RNA from Mytilus trossulus (common blue mussel), 702 nucleotides. RefSeq names its product baculoviral IAP repeat-containing protein 1g-like. NCBI's taxonomy places the organism in Eukaryota, Metazoa, Mollusca, Bivalvia, Mytilida, Mytilidae. Gene Ontology annotation, cellular component: nucleus; cytoplasm. Bases 1 to 702 code for a protein of 233 amino acids. The record is from RefSeq and is a predicted model, not a curated record. The transcript has a single exon.